Molecule: messenger RNA, 1055 nt
Organism: Manis pentadactyla (Chinese pangolin)
Lineage: Eukaryota; Metazoa; Chordata; Mammalia; Pholidota; Manidae
Gene: PTTG1IP2
Product: PTTG1IP family member 2
Exons: 4
Source: RefSeq, a predicted model, not a curated record
AUGUGCUGGCUGUGGGCAUGGGGCCAAAUCCUCCUGCCAGUUUUCCUCUCCCUCUUUCUCAUCCAGUUGUUUAUUAGCUUCUGAGAGAAUCGUUUUUCCCACAUCUCCAGACACAGAGGCAAGCAGCAACCCAAAUCAGCAGAUGACGACGCAUGUGCCCUAAAGAAAAAUUGUCAGUGCACAGAAAACAAUAAGUGUUUUUGGUGUAGUAAAGAAAUGGUUUGCAAAAAAGUUUGUUUUCUGAACUUUGGGCAUCAAAUCAGUUAUACUUACUGGUUAAACUGUAGAGUUGACAUGUUUGGAUUCCUGAUGCUUCUACUCAUUGCAAUAUUAAUUACAGCAUUCAUUUGGUCUUGCUGCUUCUAUCACUAUUACCUGCAGGAGUAUGUAACCUCUAUAGUUCUGUAACUAUAUUUAUACCUUGAAAUAAUUACUCUAUAGUUUGAAUCUAAAAUUAUAAGAAAUCAUUUUAUCUGUUGUAAGAAUGCUUUUUGGGGAUAAUAUCAUUGAAGAAAAUGAUAGUCAUCAUGUUUUACCUUUUUAAUGUAAUAAAAAUAAUAUAUCCAUAUGAUAAAGAAAGAAGUUCAGAAACUACAGAAAACUGUAAAAUGAAAAGUUUAACUUUCUCACGCUCCACUCCACCUCUGAUAACCACCCCCAAGAAGGAAUCCUUUUAAUAUGAUUCUAUUUGUAGUUCUUCUUUUGGUUACCUCCAUAUAUUUGAACAAUAUGGUUGUAUCUCCUUUUCAUGAUUUAUUAACUUUAGAUGUUAUCUAUUGACUCCCUGUCAUGAAAGCUGAAAAAUUUAUCUUUCAGUAUCAGUAUUUUUGUUAUUUUGCUAUUAGUGGAUGGUAUUAUUCUGUUAUUUUUGAAUUGUAACUAUUUUUUUCAUUAUUAGCUCUUAAGAUUACUAGUGUUUCCUCUGUUGGGUUAUCUUUUUGGGUUUGAGUAAUCUAUUUAGUGCUCUACUUCUAUGUCUAUCAAUAUUUCUCCCAUUAUUUAAGAAAAUUUGGAACCCUAUACUUCCACCUAUUCUAUCCUCCCUCUAUCUCUUA